Messenger RNA from Seminavis robusta, 2569 nucleotides. Lineage: Eukaryota; Bacillariophyta; Bacillariophyceae; Naviculales; Naviculaceae. The record is from the annotation of a GenBank genome assembly.
AAAAACUUUUUCAGCUCUCCAUCAUCAACGCGUCGCCUUUUGUUUUUUGGUUUGUAAGGAAGGUAUUGAAUGACCAGGUCCUGACCAUCACUCUUUCACUAGCUAGCACCGUGUUGCCAACAACACCAACACAAAACCGGCAGCAACGCGUUGAGUUCCAACACCAACAACAACCAGACCAAAGUCUUCACUUCCAGAUCUUCACUUCCCUUCCAUUCAAAGUCAAUAGUGAGUUCAGUUCCAAUCCAAGAUGAUUACUAGAAAAUUCUUUCUUCAGCUUCUUUUGAUGCUGGCAAUGGCUAUACCAGUAGUGCCUGCUGAUGGCAGUAGUAGCAGUGUUGCUACCGGUAGUAGCACGGGUAAUACCGGUAGUAUUGAACUGCGUACUCGACUGGUAUUGGAUAUCCCUCCUUACGUAUCCUCACAUACCAGCUACAACGACCAAGAACAAACGUUCGAGUACCAAGGACUCCUACCAGAUUUACUACGAGAAAUCCAACGGGUAGCUCUUCAAGAAGACAACGUAACCCUCACCUUUGCGCUCCAGCCAGUCCACUACUCCAACAGUGUCUACUCGGAUACCCUUAGCUACUUGGCAGCCAAUUGCAAUACCACUGCCAACCCAAUGGCUCUUCAAGAUUGCAAUCAGUUGGAUCUGGCUGUGGGAGACUUUUGGUCUACCAGCCAAACCUACCAGAACGUAUUCACCCCAACCCUACUGUCUACUGGCAUUGCCUCCCUCUCACUCCACACACCUUCCUCCUCCAAGUCCUCCUCCGCACAACUACAGGAACUACAAGAACUACCCAAUUCCCUACUACAAGCACAGACUCUAAAAGCUCCCAUUUGCCUAGCUACUUCCAACCGCAUUCAAGCUGCGGUAUUCACCCAGUAUCCACAACUACACAUUGUCCAGGAAUGUGCAAGACCACAGGAUUGCCUUGCACACCUUCAAAACAAUACAUGCCAUCUCUUGGUACACGACCAAAUGGCUCUCCGCGAGUAUGAAGACGACUUUCUACUGACCGUGGAAGAUACCUUACCACGAUACGAUGUGGCCUGGCCAAUGAAUCCACGCUUGGACACCACGCUCCAAGCCAACCUUCGAAAGUGGAUCUACAGCAUUCGAGAAUCAGGCUUUCUUAUCCAUCAUAUCACACCACAGCAGCAUGACCACUAUCAUCCACAAGAAGACCUGUCAUCGUCGUAUGUGUACCAAGCAGACGAAGCCGAAGAAGGCAUUCCCGACGAACUCCGCAAAGCCGCCAAUGCCAUGGUCGGAAUCAACUUUGUGGCGGUUGCCAUUUGUGGACUAUGGGUCAUUGUACAUCGGAAACGACCCAAAGUCAAGGUCGCACAAGUGCCCUUUCUACUACUGAUUCUCCUGGGUUGCUUUAUAUCCACGUCCACCAUUCUGGCAAUGGGACGUGACCCUGACUAUAACAACAAUAAUGACAACAACAAUCAAGGAAACGUGGCUGGAUGCAUGGCCGUGCCUUGGUUGUACAGCGUUGGGUUCUCCAUCACAUUUGGAACGCUGUUGGCCAAGAUUCGACGUGUCUACCUACUCUUCAAGGCCGCUGCAAGUCUCAAACGAACCACCAUAUCCUCCACGUCCACAUACAUUACCGUGGCAUGCAUUGUCGGAGUCGAUGUUGCCAUUCUCACCAUUUGGUCCAUCGUCGAUCCACUCACGCAACAACAACCAGAAGACGAUGAGUUCAUGGAAGAGGAGCACGGCUAUUGCACGUCCCAACACUGGGUUGUCUUUGCAUCCAUCAUUGCCGCCUAUCAUCUCGUUUUGAUGGGCUUUGCCUGCUACAAAUCAUACCUCGCACGACAUGUUCCCGCAGAAUUCUCCGAAGGAAACUACCUCAGUCUCGCCGUCAUUUCCAACAUGCAAAUAUUCCUGGUCGGUGUCCCCGUAUUGAUCAUUGUCGGACUCGACUCCCAAACCAGUUACUUUGUCAAGAGUGUCAUUAUCUGGAUGAAUGACUUUGUCGUGCUCGUGCUCGUCUUUGGAAAUCUCAUUAGUCGGGUGCAUUGUGGACGACGAGACAACAAGGAGGGAGAACUCAUCCAAACCGCCAUCAAAGCCUUUCAGGAACACGAAAAGGAAUCCGCCGAAAUUGCCUCCGAAUUCUAUCAACAGAGCGAACGAGUGUUGCGAAACAUGUCCAUGAACAUGUCGCUCAGCAUGCCCGUGAGUCCCCUCUUUCACAGUAGCUGCGUCUCUGAAGCGUUCACGGAAGUGGACGAACCCAUCUCGCAAAUAUCACAGCACAAGGUUCUGGAGGAGUUUGAGGAUGAGGACGAGGAAAGCCAUGGACAAUCGAAAAGCCUGGAAGACAUGUUUGAGGCAGGGGGAUCCUCCAAAACAUGUCUGGAGGCAGACAGCUGGCAUAACUAACAAACUAGCUAGCUAGCAAUCGAGCUGGGAAACAAUCAAAGUUGGGGGUGGGCAGGGUGAUGUGGGGCACGAGCAAUACAGCCCACGCAACCCUGCUCCGGGACAGGCCUGCUAUAGCAUAAUCAAAUACAUACUGUAAUGAAUAUCAAAUCUGUGUCG